Molecule: messenger RNA, 348 nt
Organism: Psylliodes chrysocephalus
Lineage: Eukaryota; Metazoa; Arthropoda; Insecta; Coleoptera; Chrysomelidae
Source: the annotation of a GenBank genome assembly
AUGGCCAGCACCGAUAAAGAAAAAAACAGCUUGAAGACUGAAAUGGCUGAUAUGGAUUAUACAUCUAACGAAGCAGACAGAACAUCGUCUAUGUCAAAUCCCCAAAAGAAAACGAUAUGUUCUGACUUACAACAGUGUCUACCAACUCCAGACCUGCCAAAUUGUAGCGCAGUUACAUCAGAGUCUGGUACCAUACCACAUACACCCAGUUCCAUCACGAUCGGCGACGGCAGUAAUACACCCCAUCAUGAGCAAACAUACGGCAAUUUUUCAGUGGUAGCACAACCUCCACUAGGUGAUACAAUCGAAGAUACAAUUACAUUAGCAGAAUUCACUAUAUUAAAGUAG